Hibiscus syriacus is the source of this 894-nucleotide messenger RNA. Its product is annotated as external alternative NAD(P)H-ubiquinone oxidoreductase B2, mitochondrial-like. The coding region runs from base 131 to 892 and encodes 253 amino acids. The record is from RefSeq and is a predicted model, not a curated record. Gene Ontology annotation, molecular function: calcium ion binding; NADH dehydrogenase activity. Lineage: Eukaryota; Viridiplantae; Streptophyta; Magnoliopsida; Malvales; Malvaceae. The transcript has 5 exons.
AAAAUAAGAAAAUUUACUGUCGCGCUACUACAGAUAGCCAUUCAAAGGGGGAGAAGAGAAUGCAGUAGACUAUGACUACCUUAUUAUAGCCGUGGGAGCUCAGGUUAACACCUUUAAUACUCCUGGUGUCAUGGAAAAUUGCCAUUUCUUAAAGGAAAUUGAAGAUGCUCAGAAGAUUCGUAAGAAUGUUAUUGAGUCCUUUGAGAAGGCAAGCUUACCAAGUUUAAGUGAAAAGGAAAGGAAGAAAAUCCUUCACUUUGUGAUUGUUGGUGGUGGCCCUACAGGUGUAGAAUUUGCUGCAGAACUUCAUGACUUUGUCAACGAGGAUGUUGUCAAACUAUAUCCAAAGGUCAAAGACUUGGUGAAAAUAACACUUCUUGAGGCUACAGAUCAUAUUUUGAACAUGUUUGACAAAAGAAUCACAAAUUUUGCAGAAAAUAAAUUUGGAAGAGAUGGCAUUGAUGUGAAAUUGGGGUCAAUGGUCACAGGAAUAAAUGAAAAUGAAAUUUCUACAAAAGCCAGAGGUAAUGGCAAAACAACUUCUACUCCAUACGGUAUGGUUCUCUGGUCAACUGGCAUUGGGCCUCGCCCUCUCAUAAAGGAGUUUAUGAAGCAAAUUGGUCAGGGUAAUAGGCGUGCUCUAGCGACUGAUGAAUGGCUGCGAGUUGAGGGAUUUGAUAACAUAUAUGCACUCGGUGACUGUGCAACUAUUAAUCAGCGGAAAGUCAUGGAAGAUAUAGUAGAAAUAUUUAAAAAAGCAGACAAGGACAACUCAGGAACACUUACAGUCAAGGAAUUUCAAGAAACCCUUACUGAUAUUUGUGAAAGAUACCCCCAAGUGGAGCUUUAUCUCAAGAACAAGCAGAAGCGCAACAUUGUUGAUCUUGUGUAAGA